Messenger RNA from Paramecium octaurelia, 939 nucleotides. Lineage: Eukaryota; Ciliophora; Oligohymenophorea; Peniculida; Parameciidae. The record is from the annotation of a GenBank genome assembly.
AUGAAAUCAGCAGUGAUAUUAGUUAUAGGCUUGUUGAGUGUUUUCACUUAUUUGAAUAAAGAGGAAAAUAAUACUCGUGUUGAAUUUUAGAGUUGGAAAACUAAAUAUGGAAAGUCUUAUACAGGAGAGUAAGAAGUUUUCAGGUUCUUAAAUUUUUAAUUAAAUCUAAAUAAAGUAAAUAACCACAAUUCUGAUGAAACUAAAACUUACAAAAUGAGAAUGAACCAAUUCAGUGAUUUAUCAGAGGAAGAGUUUGAAUUGCUUUAUCUAACUCAUUAUACUCCUGAUGAGAUAAUCGAGUAAUACUAGAUUAAUGAUGAUUAAGAAAGUUCAAUUAAAAAAAACGAUAAUAUUAAAUCUUCAGUUGAUUGGAGAUCGAUAACCUAAGUGAAAGAUUAAGGAAAAUGUGGUGGAUGCUGGGCCUUUGGUGCAGUAGGGGCAGUAGAGGCUUGGUUCUAUGUGAAAAACAAAACCUAAGUUGUGUUGUCAGAAUAGCAACUUAUUGAUUGUGACACUCAGUCUUUUGGAUGCAAUGGAGGCUAUCAAAAUUUGGCCCUGAAAUAUGUUGCUAACCAUGGAUUGAAUGAUGCCAAUGUAUAUCCUUACACUUAGAAAUAAUCAGCCACUUGUUUAUACAAUACAGGACCUUAUAAAACUAAUGGAGCCUAGGGCGUAAGUUCGAAUAAUUUCAAAUCAUUAUUGACAGAAUACCCCCUAGUUGUAGUUGUAGAUGCCUCCAAUUGGCAAUUUUAUGGAGGAGGAGUUUUUAAUGAUUGCAACAAAUCUGUAAAUCAUGCUGUAUUAGCUGUUGGAUUUGAUGAGAAUGAUAAUUGGUUUAUCAAGAAUUCAUGGGGGACCUCUUGGGGUGAGAAAGGAUUCAUGACUCUCGCCUCUGGCAAUACUUGUGGCAUUACUUCUUAUGCAUAUAGAGCUAUCUGA